AUGGUUUAUGUUAAAAAUAGUAUAACUUUUCCGCCAACUAUGAGCCUCUUAGACCCCCGUGAGGAAGAAAAGGAUGUUUUGAAAUCGAUAUAUGAAGGAGAUGAGUUUUCGGUUUCCGACGAUUUCGUGAUUCAAUAUAAGUUCGGUGUCGAUGGAACUACUAAAUCAUUCAUACUGUCCAUAGUUUGGCCAAUUGGGUACCCGGAUAAACAACCUGUUUUAUCAUUGGAUUCAUUUUACAACAAUCAUUUAUCAUCGUCCCUUAAGGAUAAAAUAAUCAGCGACCUUUCCGUGCUAUCUAACUCUCUCCUUGGGACUGCUUUGACGUUUACUCUGAUUGAGCACACUAGAGAGAAUUUAGAUUCAUACUUUGAAAUGAACGAUUCCCUUAUAGAGACUAUAGAAGAUGUUAAGGAAACAAGCGCCAGGAAAGGAACCAAGACUUUGAAAGCCGAACAUAUGUCCAAAAGUCAGAAAAAAAGAUAUUACAAUCGGCUUGGUAAAAGCGGAAAAUUAGAACGAGGUUGGAAUUGGGUUAACAUUAUACAUCACUUGAGUCAACUUGGAUCACAAUGA
Molecule: messenger RNA, 576 nt
Organism: Protopolystoma xenopodis
Lineage: Eukaryota; Metazoa; Platyhelminthes; Monogenea; Polystomatidea; Polystomatidae
Source: the annotation of a GenBank genome assembly